Messenger RNA from Stegodyphus dumicola, 5384 nucleotides. RefSeq names its product semaphorin-2A-like. Lineage: Eukaryota; Metazoa; Arthropoda; Arachnida; Araneae; Eresidae. The record is from RefSeq and is a predicted model, not a curated record. Gene Ontology annotation, molecular function: semaphorin receptor binding; chemorepellent activity. Gene Ontology annotation, biological process: negative chemotaxis; neural crest cell migration; axon guidance. Gene Ontology annotation, cellular component: plasma membrane.
UAUUCUAAUAAUAUGUUUUCCUUUCAGGCUGACGCCAUAACGAUAGAACCAUCUAAUGUCCCCAACUGUGUUUCAAAAGGGAAGUCAGAACAUUACGACUGCCGGAAUCACAUUCGAGUCAUACAACCAAUAGGUGAUGGUAAUCGUCUCUAUAUCUGCGGAACGAAUGCUCAUAAUCCUAUGGAUUACGUCAUCCACGCCAACCUCACUCGACUGGGAAGCCACGACUAUUUCCCAGGAAUUGGAGAUGGGAUUGCCAAGUGCCCUUUUGACCCUGAAGACAAUGCCACCGCCGUAUGGGUUGAACACGGUAAUCCGUCUGGUCUUCCUGGUCUGUACAGCGGAACCGUGGCCGAAUUUACGAAGGCAGACACUGUCAUCUUUAGGACAAACCUGUACAAUCUGACUACUGGAUAUGAACUCCACCCAUUCAAACGGACCAUCAAGUAUGAUUCCAAAUGGCUGGAUAAGCCGAACUUCGUAGGAUCUUACGACAUUGGAGAACAUGUGUACUUUUUCUUCAGGGAGAGCGCCGUUGAGUAUAUCAACUGCGGCAAGAGUAUCUACUCCCGAGUCGCCAGGGUUUGUAAGAAAGACACUGGUGGAAAAAACAUCUUAAGUAAAAACUGGGCAUCUUUCCUUAAAGCCAGACUAAACUGUUCGAUACCGGGAGAGUUCCCGUUCUACUUCAACGAAAUUCAGGACAUUUACAAGCAUCCAGAAGAUGACCAGAAGUUCUAUGCUGUAUUUACUACUUCCAUGAAUGGUUUAACGGGAUCAGCUGUCUGCACAUUCAGUUUAGAGUCCAUACAAGAAGUUUUCAAUGGUAAAUUCAAAGAACAGGCGACUUCGUCGUCAGCAUGGCUGCCUGUUCUCAGCAGUAAAGUCCCGGAACCACGUCCUGGUCUGUGCGUAAAUGACACUCAGACUUUACCAGAUUCCGUGCUUAAUUUCAUUCGUGGCCAUCCCCUCAUGGAUUCCGCUGUUGCUCACGAUAAUGGCAAGCCAGUAUUCUACAAAAGGGAUAUACAGUUGUCAAGGCUGGUUGUUGACCGCUUAGAAGUAGAUGGCCUGCCCUUUACUGUAUUUUAUGUCGCAACAAAUGAAGGAAUUAUAUAUAAGCUUGUAGAAUGGUACAACCGUGAUGGCGAAGAGCAUUCUAACCUUGUUGACAUAUUUGAAGCUACAACGCCUGAGCCAAUCAGAUCCAUGGAAAUCUCUAGCAAGCACAAGUCUCUCUACAUUUCUUCUGACUCAUUUAUCCGUCAGUUUGAUCUAAUCAUGUGCAAGGGAAGAUAUGAUAACUGCUUGCGAUGUAUACAAGAUCCUUACUGUGGUUGGGAUAAAGAUCAUAAUGAAUGCAAACCAUAUGUAACUGGCCUUUUGCAGGAUGUGACUAAUGCUACUCCCGGAAUAUGUGAUAGUAGUGUGAAAAAUAAGCCACUUCAUGUGUACUGGGGCCAAAGUGUACAUCUUGCUUGUAAUAUACACUUACCGCAAGCUGAAACUGCAGUACCGGGUGUUUCGAAGUGGUAUCGGUACAGUCGAGAAAAGGGCAAAUACGAAGUUCAGCAACGGAGAGAGAAAUAUAUCUAUACCCAAGACCAAGGACUAGUCAUAUUAUCUGUGACCGAGAGGGACAGUGGCCGUUAUGACUGCAAGCUAGGGCCUAAUACAUUAUGCAGUUACAAUAUCACUGUUGAUACCAAAACAUGUAGUGCACCAACUGAUGUAGAAUACCGAAAAGUUUAUUCUGACUGGUGCCAUGAAUUUGAAAAAUAUAAGAUGGCCAUGAAGACGUGGCAAAAUAAACAACAAAAAUGCCAGCUCACCCAUCCUAAUGAUGUCACAUAUCAGGGUAGUCCCCCUCUGUAACAGUGGAAUUUAGGAGGAUGCCGAAUUAUUAAAGACUUCUUUCUACUGCUCAAGCGACCGCCCUGCAUACUGACAGAAAAAUGAACGUCAACAAGGCUGCUCACUCUGUAAAUAAAAACACAGUUCAUUGGAAUCAUCUGUGAUGGUAUCUAAAAGGAAAAACUACUUAAUGAACUACGAAAUUAUGCCAAAGACUAUCGUAGAUGUUCCUCCAGAUGACAGAAGCACUCUUGCUGUUGAAAUGCUCAAUUACAAUGGGAAGACAUCCCUGUGCAAAAAAUAUUUGUAGAAUAUAACAUAUGGUUUUUCUGUGUGUGUGUGUAGGGCUAGUUAUGUGGAUGUCAUAUCAGGAUGCAACCUGAAAAGCUGCAAUGGAAAGGUGGUUCCUCCAAUAAAAUUUCUGUGUCAACUUGUUUAAGUUUGCAGAAUCUGAGACAGCAUCCACAAGUUUCAACUAUUUUAUUUGCAAGUUAAGCAUUCAUCAAUGUGCUUGCACAUUUUCCAAUCAGAUGAUAUUUGUAUGCUGUGAGAAAAGUAUGAAAAGAGAGCAUUGUCACUCAAACUGUAUGGGCACAAGGAACUAAAUUAUGUGGCUAUGUACAUGUGUUAUGUUUAGCCUCGAGUGAUUUCAAGCAAGUUCUUUAAGACACUGGUUUUUAUAUGUUGUGAUAAUUUCUUUUAAAAGCCAUUUACUGGCUUAUGUUCACUCUGAGACUAAUUUUAAGUUUUAAAGAGAAUAUACUGGCUGAUAUCAGCAUUUAUUCUUUAAGUGUGAAAAGUUUCAUACUUGUCAUUUUCAUGUAAAAAAAAAAAAGACUUAAUUUAUUCUUUGUCAUUUGCUUUAAAUCCGAAGAUGUACAGUUUAAGAUGAUUGCAGAAUUUGUGAACAUUUUUGUUUCUCUGUCUAAAUGAUAAACCUCUACGGUUUCAUUUUCUCAUCAUGACAAGAAUGGCUUAGUUUUGUGCAAAGUUACAAAUUUUUUAUUCCUGUUUCCAAAUGCCAUUAUUAAAAUGGUGUUUGUAAAGGGAUGAUUUUGACUGUUUUCAUGUGUAAACGUUUUUUUAAUUCUGUGUAUUUUGGAACUUAACUUCUGAAUUUAAAGUUCAUUAAUUUAUAUUUAAUUCAACAUUUUAUGCAGUUUUGUAGGGAUAAUGAAUUAUGUUAACAUAUCAAGGCCAGUAUCUCCUACUGCUUAAGAGUGCCAUUUUAAAUGUAACUUUAUAUUUGAAAUUAAAGCAGCUUGUGAAAAUAAUUCAAAUAUAGUCAUUUAGUUUUACAAAUUAUUCUCCCACUCCUACAUAAUUAUAAAAUUAAAGUUUAAAUCAGUGUUUCACAGAGUUCUACUGAUAAUGUACAUCAUAUAUGUUGCAUGAAACUAAUAUUACAAAUCGCAUUACCUUAAAUUUUAAAAUUAUAUUUCGAAAUAGGUUCUUCUGAUUACUCAUCAGUGCUAUUCUUAAAAAUAUCAGGUUAUGUAUAUCACACUUUAUGCUUUAGUGAUGAAGUUUAUAUAUUGCUUAAAAUUUACAUCUUAAGGUUUACAUAAGCUCUCAGAUUUUAUAAAUCAUUAAAUGUUAGUUUACUUUUAUCAAAUAGCUAUGUCAUUAAUUAUUCUUUAAUUUAAUUUUAGCUAUGUUCUUUAUUUCAAUAACAUUUAUAUCUUUUAGAAAUAACUAUGCAUAGUAUAGAAAAUAAUAAAAUUAAUUAUAGCCUUUUUAACUGUAAACGUUUCUGGAUACUGAAGCCACUUCCAAGUUUAAAGACUUUAUUUUCCUUUUUUGCACAUUUUGAUUCAACGGCAUGUAGGGUCAUACUUUGGUUUUUGCUUAUCAAAACACACACAGCAAAAUAAUUGAUAGCAUUAUCAAAAGAAAUUUUUUUUGCAUGAACUGCUGGUACUUUGGUAAACCCACUCAUGCAGAAUUCAAACAUAGGUACUUAUUAUAUCCCAGUCUACGGUUAUUUUCAAGUUUGAAAAAUUUUAAAUCUCUUUCAGUGAAUGUAUUUUUCAGUUUAUGAUUACACAUGAAAUUACAUCAAAAACUUUUUAUGAUUGUAGAUACGUAUUGAAUGUUUUGUUUGCCCUUAUGUAUUUCAUUUCAUAAUUUUGUUAUGUUAUUGUAUAUUGUUUAAAGUUUGCAAAAAUAAAAUUAAAUGUGUAUCAAAAUAGGUGAAUUUAUCCCAAAAUCUAAUACAUUUGUCAAAAUCUUUCAUUUCAAAAUCCCAUAGUACUUUGAGAUAUGGUAAUACUCAUUAUCAUGAUAUCUGCAAUUCGUAUUUCUAGUAGAAAAGAACAUCUUUAGUGCUCACAAAAAAGCAUGAAGAACAAAGAAUAAUGUAAGCAAAUUAAGUUCAGAAUUUACUACACAUUUAUUUUGAAACAAUCUUACAGUACAGAAGGUUUUUCACUUAAUCCCCAUAAUGUUAAUACUACUGCUAAGUGGUAUUUUAUUAGUAGGUUAAGAAUUCCAUUUACAAGUAUUUAGAAUGGGAAGGUUCGGAAAUCAAAAUAGAUUAAGGCAAUAGUGGUAAUUUAAAAUUUGUAACUUACGUUUUUCUGCUAUUAUACCUUUUAUAUAAUAUUGUUUAAAUUAUUAUGUAGUGUUGUUAAAAAAACAAAUAAUUUUUAUAAAAGCACAAAUAACAACUAAUUGAAUUAUUAAUAAUCUAAUAAGCAUGUAUUAUACUUUUUGCUUUAUUAUUUACACCCAAAAAUCAGUUUUGUAUAUAAAAUUAUAAUAGUUAGCUAUAAAAAUCAUAGCUAUAAACUUUUGUAUUGAGUAUCGAAUGUAUUAAUUUUGUACCUAAAUUUGACAAAUUUUUGCUAAAUUAUACAAAUGUUAACAUAUAUAUGAAAUCAUAGUUAAAUAUUCAUUUUCAUCGUUUUAUAAUUUUUUUAAAUAUAGUAUCUUAAAAUAAUUGCAUCGUUAAAAAAGUUGUUUUUGCAUUGAAGCUUUUCUUUUAAUUUGUUUAAUUAUCUUUUGAAUUAUAACUAUUAUAAAACUGAUGUCGCUUGAAAAUUAAAAAAAUUAUAUCUGUUCUAAUUUAUCUACAGAUUAACAUGAAUGGAUAACAAAACUAAGCAGUGAAUUUAUUUUCCUUUGUGAAUGGUUUUUUUAUUAUGAAGAACUGAAAAAAAAUCUGUGUUUUUAACUUUUUCCUAUGUGAAAAUGAUGUAUUGUUUCCUACAAAAAGCAAAUAUCAAUAUAAACAUAGAACAAAAUACAAACUAAAGAAAGGCUUGGUCUUGGAAUAUUUAUGUAAUUGUUUUCAUUUUACAUGGUAUUUUUGAGAAAUCUAUGCAAUAGCUUUCUCCUCAUAUAAAAAUUGUCUAAUUGUAAUAUGUGCGAUAGAUGUUUUGUAUCAUCUGUAAGUUAACAAUCUAUAAUAACUCGUGCAGAAGAAAAUAAAGACUCCAAUAUACGUGGAACAUAAAAUUAUAAAACAUUUGAUUUGCUCAUUUCAUGCUGUUAAUGGAUAAAAUAAAGAUUUUAACAUUUUUUUUAAA